UUGGAAGUUCUGGUAGAAAUGAAAAAACAAGGUAUACCUUUUAACAAAGAAACUUACCUACUUGCAUUUGCAAUAUGCUACAAACUGGACAACCUGGAGUCUUACAAAAUCUCUGCGAAACUGCUUGAAGAAGCACAGCUGAAAGGUGUCACAUUACCUCUGCGAGCGUUCUGCUUUGCUGUAGCAACUGCUCUGAAACAGAAUGAUGUAGCGCAAGCCAAAUUUUAUUGCUCCCAGAUAAUGAAAACAGAGAACAAACUAUACAACAAUCUAGAAGUUCUUGUCCAGCUCAGAUCUGGUUCACUAGGAGAAGUGAUAAAGACAUUAGAGGCAGCAGUGAAAGUAAAUACUCCUCCCUUUGUGAAGAAAAUAGAGUUUUCUGAGGAGGUGCUGGCUACAGUCAGGGAAAAAAUGCAAGAAAAUCCUGACCUUUCUGCCAAACUUGGAGAUGUUUAUAUGAAACUACAAACUUCAGGACGGAUAACCACAUGCUCGCUGGAAGACAUGCUUUUCCAGAUUCCUAGUUCAAAGAAGACCCCUGCAAAGCUUUUACAUCAGAAGCAAUUGGGCUAUCAGGCUGCUAAACCGCUUCGGUCAAAUCUAUUGUUGGAAUAG
Molecule: messenger RNA, 615 nt
Organism: Tauraco erythrolophus (red-crested turaco)
Lineage: Eukaryota; Metazoa; Chordata; Aves; Musophagiformes; Musophagidae
Source: RefSeq, a predicted model, not a curated record